Molecule: messenger RNA, 594 nt
Organism: Cylicocyclus nassatus
Lineage: Eukaryota; Metazoa; Nematoda; Chromadorea; Rhabditida; Strongylidae
Source: the annotation of a GenBank genome assembly
AUGAAUUACUGGCUUGAACGUUUACCUGCAAUCCGCGAAUAUGUCUUCCUCUUAUCCACACUUCUUGUAGCUGUGACGCCAGUGCUAGGAAAAUUUGUAUCCAAUCCAAAGGUGACGCCAGUGCUAGGAAAAUUUGUAUCCAGUCCAAAGGUGACGCCAGUGCUAAGAAAAUGUGGAAUUUCUGGUUGCUGCGGACUACGCUGUAAUAAGUUGAAACCAAGCGAUUACGACAUGAAAUUUUUACGCCGAUAUAAGUUGAAACCAAACGAUUACGAUAUAGAAUUGACUAGAAAUGUGUCACAAAUGUUUGAGGUAGAUGUUUUUCCCUGCCCUCUAUGCGCUGAAGAAGAUCAAAAGUGGAUCAGCUUCGUCGCUGUGAAAGAUUAUGAUGAUGAACAAGCAAUGGAUGAUCUUUACGGAAAAAUUGGAUUGAAAUUGCACGGGGUGAUAAAAAAGGAAGAAGGUAUCGGAGUGGGUAUUCUGUGCCGUCGCUUUUUAGUACGGCGAAAAUGGCUAAAAUGGCGCAAAAAGAAGAGGAUUGGUUGCUUUAUCUACAGAAAGGAAGCAUACAAACCCAAAUCCAAAAAAUCUUAG